AUGGCGAACAGCAAAUUCGAAUACGUGCGCGGGUUCGAGCAGCCCGACAAUCUGAUUCCCAACACCUGGAUCGUAGUACGGAUAGACGGACGUGGCUUUUCCAAGUUCACGUCCAAAUAUGAGUUCCUCAAGCCAAACGACAAGAAUGGCCUUGAUGUCAUGAAUGCUGCAGCCGUAGCGGUCAUGAAGGAACUGCCCGACCUUGUCCUUGCAUUUGGCAACAGCGACGAAUACAGUUUCGUCUUUCACAAGGACUGCGCCUUAUUCGAACGACGAGCCAGCAAACUGACUACGACGAUUGUCUCGACUUUCACUGCUUACUAUGUGUAUUCUUGGUCAACAUACUUUCCGGAUAAGCCACUCACAGCACCCCUACCGACAUUCGAUGGGCGUGCGGUUUUAUACCCAAGCGAUAUCAACCUUCGACACUAUAUGAGCUGGCGGCAAGCCGAUUGUCAUAUCAACAAUCUCUACAACACCACUUUCUGGACCCUUGUUCAGCAGGGUGGCAUGGGAGCGCGAGAAGCAGAGCAAAGACUCAAAGGCACAGUGUCAUCCGACAAGAACGAGAUCUUGUUCAAGGAGUUCGGAAUCAACUACAACAACGAACCAGAGUGCUUCAAGAAAGGCACGGUGCUGUACAGAGAUGUAAGAGAUGCUUCAGCACCAUCAGCAUUCACGUCCACGUAUCUAACCGUGGCAGUUUUUCCCUACACCACCGACCGAGGCAUUGUCGUCACCCGUGCUGUCGGACUUCCCAACGCCACCAAUCGCUCAGCCAACGCCAAAGCGAGCGUCCAAUCACCGGGCAUCACAGUCUAUUGA
Molecule: messenger RNA, 825 nt
Organism: Alternaria conjuncta
Lineage: Eukaryota; Fungi; Ascomycota; Dothideomycetes; Pleosporales; Pleosporaceae
Gene: RGT1
Product: Glucose-responsive transcription factor
Exons: 6
Coding region: 1-825 (274 amino acids)
Biological process (GO): tRNA modification
Molecular function (GO): magnesium ion binding; tRNA guanylyltransferase activity
Source: RefSeq, a predicted model, not a curated record